AUGGCGACGAAGCCCCCUCUACCGCCGGCUCCGACACUCGUGACAGCAGUCGUUGAAAAGACUCCUCCCCACGCACCCGCGGAUCCCCUUGCCGGGUCGGAGGCAGGACCGUCUGCUCCCGCUGCUGUUCCGUCUACUCCGCCUGCGGCACCUGGCCCACCGGCUCCCCUUGUCGAGCCGUCGGCGUCUGCCCCUGCUGGGGGUGUUGCUGAGCCCCCUGCACCUGUCCUUGGCGCCCCUGUUGCGCCGACCGCUUCUGUCCCCUGCUUGCCUGCGCCUGCCUCUGCUUCGUCACCAAAGGCGGCGUCCGCCACCACUGGCGAGCCAGCUCCAUCGGUUGCGCCUGCGGCGGCGGGCCAGUCCGCCCCUGCUGUGACGGCGGUGGCUCCGGCAGGCCACCCGUCACGCCCUCCAUCACCUGACCGUCGCUCGUCGCGCCCUCAUUCCCCCGCUCCCCAACAGGAACGCAAAUCGUCUCGUCGCCGGCGUGAGUCUCCACGGCGGUACCAGCAACAGCCGCACUGGCCCGCUCACCACGGGGGCCAGGGGGAUUGGAGGGGUCCCCGUGCUCGUGGCGGGGGUGGGGGGUAUCGCCCGCCCGUGACGAUGGCGGAUCUUCAGCGGGAAGUUUCGAGGGCGGUUCGGGAGGAGAGGGCGGCGCAUAGCCAGACCGCGGGAGUGGAGUUUGUGGCCGCGGGUGGCGGCUCGUUGGCGGCUCCGUUUGCUCUCCCAGCUGAUGCUGAUGAGCCGCUCCAGUUCCUGGCGGAGGCACUCCAGCCUCUGCAGACCCGUGUUCCCGAGGCAACACUCGGACAGCUACACCGCCUCGCCGACAGUCUCCAUGCUCUGCUGCUGAUUCAGGUGCUGGCCCACUCGUCUCUCCCUGUGAUCCCUCCUGAGACGUUCCGUGGCCGCCAGCGUGAUUCUUGCCUGGACGCGGCGGACCAGCUCGCGGUGCUGCUGGCGCCCGUGCUGGCUGCGCCCGCGGAGGGAGGCGCUGCUGCCGCGGGACAGCUUGACGAGGCUGUCCGGGGCCUGAGGCGGCACUUGCGCGCUGGAUCUGGAGCCGCGGCGAUCGGCGCAAGCACGCUUGUGCUGUGGCGCUCCCUGACGGGCGUUCUUCACGCCCUUGGAGCUCACCGCAUGUAG
This is a messenger RNA of Closterium sp. Naga37s-1, 1149 nucleotides long. NCBI's taxonomy places the organism in Eukaryota, Viridiplantae, Streptophyta, Zygnematophyceae, Desmidiales, Closteriaceae. The record is from the annotation of a GenBank genome assembly.